UUUAUCAGCUGAGGGCUUACGAAUUGCCUUCCAAUGCCAUUUCAGACAUUUUAAAGAGGAGUCAAGCGAGUUUUGUUUAUAUUUAGUUUUGAGCAGAAUGAGGUUCCGAACUCCGCACUCCAUUUCACAAGGUGACGGUAAUGCGCCUCAUGUUGUUUGCCAAAGGCCAUAAAACAAGUAGAAGAAGAAAAAAACAUGGCGCCGGCCGUAAACAAAGCAAUCGGGGCUAGCAAAUCUUGGCGGAAUGAAGUCAUUAGUCGUAUGUUUAUCCUUUUCCCCCCCUGUGAUUUGACUUUUAUUCUAAAUGCGUUCAUGUUUUUGAUGUUAUUUAUAUUUUGUACACUUUGACUAAGUAUUAAUAAUUCGGCGUUCGUUUUUUUAUGGUCAACUCGCUAUUCAAUUUGAAUUACCACCGAUGCGAUUAUUAUUGCUAUUAGUAGUAGUAGGAGUAUUAUCAGUAUUAUUAUAGUAUUAUAUUUUAGUCCUGGCACUUUUUUUGUCCCGCUAUUCUUUCGAAAAAGUUAUGCCCCAUCCAUUUUCAAUGGCAUACUCAACAUUUACAUCGCUCCUAUUUGAAAUUUACUUUUAAGAAAAUUCAGCGCCAUUUUCUUUUUUUUUUUUUUUUUAAAUUGUUGUUAUGGUAAAGAGAGGCCAGCAAAAUCACCAACUUCACCUAAAGGACAUUGCAAGCCAAAUUUUGAAAACGAUCGAAUUGGUGCGUCACUUCUGCUGUUCCCGUCUUGGCCACCUGAGGGCAGCCUAAGACAGACUGAAUAGCUGUCCACAGAGGCUUAGCUCGUGACCGAGAAUAUGACGGUGGGAUGCUCCUGGUGAGACGAUGACGUAAGCCGUGACGUCACCAGAGCUCCCCCAUUCUCCUCCCAUGCCUCCCCUCCUCCUCCUUCUUCCAUCCGGCGGCAUCGCCAAGCUCUCAGGCCGACAGGAGUGCACCGAAGGCGGCCGCCAUCGUGUCCGUGCUGUCAACUGUUGAUUACUGGCCGACGUCAAUGACUCUUGGAAGGUUUAUGAACAAGCGUGUUCCUUCUAACAAGAGAUACCAGCCCACGGACUACGAGCACGCAGCCAACUGCGCCACGCAUGCGUUAUGGAUCAUUCCGAGCUUGCUGGGCAGCUCGCUGCUGCACUUGCAGUCGGAGGACCAAUGGGAGCGCGUGUCGGCCUGGGUCUACGGAGCCGGACUCAGUUCGCUCUUCACGGUCUCAACGCUCUUCCACACCGUGGCCUGGAAGAAGAGCCACCUUCGGGACGUGGAGCAGUGUUUCCACAUGUGUGACAGGAUGGUCAUCUACCUGUUCAUCGCGGCCUCCUACGCCCCCUGGCUGAACCUGAGGGAGCUUGGACCUUGGGCGAGCCACAUGCGCUGGCUGGUGUGGGUGAUGGCGCUGUCAGGGACCACCUACGUCUUCUUCUUCCACGAGAGGUACAAGAUCGUGGAGCUGAUCUGCUACACGGUGAUGGGCCUCUUCCCUGCCUUGGUCAUCCUCUCCAUGCCGGAGCAGGCGGGCCUGCGCGAGCUGCUGCUGGGCGGCGCCCUCUACUGCCUGGGCAUGGUGUUCUUCAAGAGCGACGGCAUCGUGCCCUUUGCCCACGCCAUCUGGCAUCUCUUUGUGGCCAUGGGCGCCGCCGUGCACUAUUACGCCAUCUGGAAGUACCUCUACGCCCAGCCCGCCAACCCCGUGCGCACCUCCAGAUGACGGA
This is a messenger RNA of Syngnathus typhle (broad-nosed pipefish), 1719 nucleotides long. RefSeq names its product monocyte to macrophage differentiation factor 2-like. Gene Ontology annotation, cellular component: membrane. The record is from RefSeq and is a predicted model, not a curated record. Lineage: Eukaryota; Metazoa; Chordata; Actinopteri; Syngnathiformes; Syngnathidae. Gene Ontology annotation, molecular function: pore-forming activity. The transcript is spliced from 7 exons. The coding region runs from base 1008 to 1715 and encodes 235 amino acids.